Trichoderma gamsii is the source of this 483-nucleotide messenger RNA. RefSeq lists its product as hypothetical. The coding region runs from base 1 to 483 and encodes 160 amino acids. The record is from RefSeq and is a predicted model, not a curated record. Gene Ontology annotation, molecular function: DNA-binding transcription activator activity, RNA polymerase II-specific; transcription cis-regulatory region binding. The transcript is spliced from 2 exons. NCBI's taxonomy places the organism in Eukaryota, Fungi, Ascomycota, Sordariomycetes, Hypocreales, Hypocreaceae. Gene Ontology annotation, cellular component: RNA polymerase II transcription regulator complex.
AUGUUAGAGAAGACAGUCUUCAAGCGUUUGUCAUAUGAUGAAGCUGCCAGAGAGACAAAUGUAUCUUCUCACAGUCUCGAUGCCGACGAUACGUCUGGCAACAAGAAGAAUGCAGUUGAGAAGCGUAAAGCCCGUUCCAAGAAUGCGUCUCCGGCGGCCAGGACCCGCCGGAGAGCUCAGAAUCGAGUGUCUCAAAGAAUAUACCGAGAACGCAAAGCGAAGCGCAUCCUAGAGCUAGAACAGUCGCUUAUCGAUGCGCGUGGUAAGUUAGAGACACUGAAACGGGCGUUUGACACGCUGGAUGCUGAAAACAGCCUGUUGAAAGCAGUGUGGUGGCAAAGUAACUACGUAGACAUGUCGUAUGCUAUUGUUGGCCAGCCGCGUGGAGAAACAAUGAUCUUCACUGCCCCUGAGGCUGCAGGCGGGGAAUCGACAGAUUCAAGUGCAGCCGGUUGGACUUUCGACGGCGGUGCGUCUACCUAG